Molecule: messenger RNA, 1063 nt
Organism: Helicoverpa armigera (cotton bollworm)
Lineage: Eukaryota; Metazoa; Arthropoda; Insecta; Lepidoptera; Noctuidae
Gene: Coq5
Product: 2-methoxy-6-polyprenyl-1,4-benzoquinol methylase, mitochondrial
Exons: 7
Coding region: 79-981 (300 amino acids)
Biological process (GO): ubiquinone biosynthetic process
Molecular function (GO): methyltransferase activity
Source: RefSeq, a predicted model, not a curated record
GUCAAAUUUUGACAGUGACAGUCAGCUGGGCCCAGGAUUUUCGAAUUUUCAGUCGAUGUGGUUUUUCAGAAAUAAGCAAUGGCACUUAGGACAGGGUUAGCUAAGAUAUCCAAUAUAAGAUGCGUUGCUCCACAAAGAUUCAGGCUGCGCGCCAUGAGCACGCAGACCGCCACCAAGGAGGCCGAAACUAACGAAGGCAUGAAACCUGGACAGACGCAUUUUGGAUUUCAAGUUGUUGAUGAAGGCGAAAAGACCAAAAAAGUUCACGAAGUAUUCGAGACGGUAGCAGAGAAGUAUGACCUGAUGAAUGAUGUGAUGUCCAUGGGCAUCCACCGUGUGUGGAAGGACAUCUUCAUACAGCGGCUGGCUCCUAGACAGGAGACCAAACUCUUGGAUAUGGCUGGUGGAACUGGUGACAUAGCAUUCAGAUACAUAGAGUACCUGCAGAAGCUGGGGCCGUCAUACGGCGGCCAGAGCAGCGUCACAGUAUGUGACAUCAACCAAGCCAUGCUGGACGUUGGCAAGCAGAGGGCACAGAAACUAGGCUACACAGCGGAGGGCUCCGGUGUGGCGAUAGACUGGGUGUGCGGCGACGCGGAGAGCCUGGCGCUGCCUGAUGAGAGCUACAACGCCUAUACCAUCGCAUUCGGCAUCAGGAACUGCACUCAUAUUGACAAGGUCCUUGAGGAAGCGUAUAGGGUGCUGACGCCCGGCGGCCGUUUUAUGUGCCUUGAGUUCAGCCAAUUGCCCAACAGUACUCUACAAUGGGUAUACGACCAGUAUUCGUUCCAAGUGAUCCCAGUGCUGGGCCAGCUGUUCGCGGGACAGUGGAAGCCUUACCAGUACCUCGUCGAGAGCAUCCGACAGUUUCCUGAUCAGGAGAAGUUCAAGACGAUGAUCGAGGACGCAGGUUUCCGUCAGGUGACAUACGAGAACCUCACGUUCGGCACGUGCGCCAUACACUCGGGCUUCAAGAUAUAGUGCUGUUUAUUCGAAUAUACCGCUGUUAAGUUUAUCUCUAGAUAGUCGUUUUUUAUGUAAAUAAUAGUGUUACUAUUUAUAA